AUGGGUGUUCUACCCUUUGUGGUUCUAUCUGCGGUCUGCUUGCUUAGCACAGGAGCUGCUGAACAUACAGGAAAUUGCUACUAUGAAGGGAGGACAUACAAACAUGGCGACACGGUGACCCAAGACUGCUACAUCUGUGAGUGUGUCAAAGGAGAAAUCAAAGACUGUCUGUUCACUGUGAAUUGCGCUGUUCCAGCAGACAAGAAAGUUACCUUGAAUGAAGAAAGCAUUAAUUAUAAUGAUGAACCAGAUGUCUUUGGAAGCAGCGACCAGGCAGCCCCAAAACGUCUAAAGCGUUCCAAUGACAUGUCUGGGAAAUCAAAUGGCUCUGAUGCAAGUGAAGAGAAGAGGAUUCAAGAUGAGCUUAGAAAGAUAUCAGAGGAAAGGCCAAAGGAGACAAAAGAUAAUGAAAAGUCAUCAUUUGAAGACAUAGACUUGGACAUGGGCAUUGUUACCAUUAAUAGUCCCGACUUUACAAUAGAGCCGAUGAUUAUUCCUCAGACUGCAAGUUUAUUGUUUCAAAGUUAUAAAGCAAGGGUGACAGAAGGAGCGGAGAAGAAACCUGAGCCUACUCAGGAGGUGAAUCCCGCUGAACCAGAGACCCCAGUUCUGCCUGAGGAACCAGUGAUCCCUAAGAAAGAGGAACCUACUCCAGCAGUUCCAUCCGUGGGAGAAUCUUGUACAUUCAACCAUGAUUCUGUGUCUCAUGGAGAUACUGUAAAACUCAACUGCGUUACUUGUACUUGCAAUGAUGGCUCACUGACCUGUGUGAAACAUCUGGACUGCCCAGGUGUCUGUUCAGUGACUGGUUUCCAGAUGAUUCGUACCUUUGAUGGGACAUUGUAUGAAACGCUUGGAGAUUGUAGUUACAUUUUGGCUAAGACUGCAGCCUUCACAAUCAGCUUGAAUAAUAAACCCUGUUCAGAGUUGGGUGGUAACAACUAUAAUAAAGAGGCAGUUUGUAUUGAAUCUGUAGACAUUUACAUCCCAUCGAAAGCCAGCAUAAAACUCCUUAAUGAUGGAAAAAUCUUGUCAGAAGGAAAAACCACAGCUCUCCCUUACUUCCUCAUAGACACUAUUACCGUCAUAAGAAGUUCUUCCACCUUCCUGGAUGUGGUGAGCCCAUUGUUUAACCUGCAGUAUGACCUUACUCUUAACCGCCUAUAUGUUAUCCUUAAUGCCAGCUACAAAAACCAAACCAGUGGCUUGUGUGGAACUUACAAUGACAAUCGUAACGAUGAUUUCAGGAGCUCAAAUGAUAUCACUGAGACUGUAUCCAGCUUCUUCAGCAAAUCCUGGAAGACACAAUCUCAGUGCUCAGAACAUGCAAAUCAAUUGGUAGACAAAGAUAAAAAAGCUAAUGCUAAUUUGAUCUGUUCUGAAGCCUUGGAAAGCUCCAUCUUUGAAGACUGCGUUCUUCUUAUUGACACCCACUCCUACAGGAUCUCUUGUGCCAACACUGUCUACUACAAUGAACAGAUUGGACUUUGUGCAGCUUUAGCAGACUAUGCUUAUCGCUGUGGCCGGGCAGGAAUAUUUGUUCCAGUUAGUUCUUCAUUCUCAGACUGCACUCCGGCUUGUGAAGGGGAUAUGACUUUGAUUACAGAUGAUACCUUCUCACAACAUGAUUGUGCUGAAUUCUCUACUACACACCUUACAAAAAUUACAUCUUCUAUCCCACUGAAUGAAGCUUGUGUCUGUCCUCCUGACCUCUACUAUGAUGCAUCUCUGAAUAGAUGUGUGUUGGGAGAUUCGUGUCCUUGUUACAACAACAACCAUCUGUACAAGUUAGGAGAGACUAUAACCCAGGCCGAUGGACAAACAUGCCCUUGUGAGAGAUUAUUGCAAUGUGGUGACCCAGAAAUUACCCCACCAGAGGUGGAAAAGUGCCCUGAGAAUGAAAUCUAUUCAGAUUGUUUCGCUGGCUUUGGAAAGUCUUGUGAGCCCUCUUGUAGCAACUUGGCUAUAUUCGAAAACGGAUGUAUCCUUGAAUGCGUUCCAGGAUGUGUCUGUAAAUCUGGUCUUCUGAGGAGCAGUGAUGGAAGUUGCAUACCACUAAAUAAAUGCCCUUGUGUCCAUGGAGAUGAGUUGUUUCAACCAGGAGAGACACUGGCCCAGGACUGUAACACUUGCGCAUGUGAAAAUGGAAAGUUCUCAUGUACCAAUAACCAAUGCAACAAAGUGUGUAAUGCUUACGGUGGAUCACAAUUCUUCCUUUUCGACAAUGUCUGGAAAACUUUUACCACAGGAGAAUGUGCAAUUGUGCUAGUUGAGUCUCGUGAAGGUGAAAGCCCAUUCUUCAAGGUUAUAAUGAAGAAUGAUCCAAAUGCAGACAUGAGAGGAGCUCUACUUAAGAAGACUAUCUACAUCACAUUUGAAGGAGCAAGUGUAGUGCUGAGUGAAUUUGACACCACAGUGGCAUAUGAACUAGGCAGUAGGACUCAAUUAAGAACUUACAGAUCUGGAUUCUAUGUGGUGGUCCAUUUCCUGGAGGGUCUUGCUGUGUACUAUGACCAACAUCUAGAUGUUAUUAUUCAACUGGAACAAAAACUACAGGGCAAAGUUCAAGGUAUGUGCGGUGAUGCUGAUGGAACCACCACUACCGAGAUAUCCAUUAGUAAUAUGGCUCAAUAUGCCUCUCAGUUCCUGUAUGGUGAGUGUCCUGAAGUGCCACCUCCUCCUCCUGUUACUGAUAAUCACAAGGCAUUUGUGGAGAAACGAUGCAGCCUUCUUAGGAGUGAUGAAUUUUCUGAAUGUAACACAUUGGUGAAUGUGGAACCUUACUACGUGGCUUGUGUUGAGGAAACGGAGGCCUGCACAGAGGGGGAAAGCUGUCUUUGUUUCUGCACUGCCUUGGCAGCUUAUGCCCGUGCCUGUUGCCGCAAGGGUAUCACCAUUGAAUGGAGAAGUCCUGACACAUGCCCAUCUCCUUGUGAAUAUUACAACAGAGGUGCUGGAGAAGGUCCAUACCGCUUGGUAAUGAUGAACGGCAAAAACUUAGUGGCUGAUAACAAGACAGUGUCACUGGAAGAUGAUACUCCUGGGAACUUGAAGGCUAGCUUCAUGGUCACUCCAAGCCUUUAUGUGGACCAACAUAAGAGUAUGUGAAAAAUGUUUUCACAAAUGGCAUAUGGGAGAAGGUUGAUCUCCUUGGAGUCUGCACAACAUCAGAACUACUUUAUUGUACAGAAUGAUGAUGGAAGUCUAAGCCUGAUGAAGUGGCAACCAAGUGUAGAAUUCCGUAGAAAAGCUACUUUUGUUUUGAGGCCCGGUCGCUGGGUGAAGGGAUUCAAUUCUCUGGAAUCCUAUUUAUCACGAGGACUUUAUCUUUCCAACAGUGGCGAAGGUCUAGUAAUGUCGAAAGUGAAAUCAGCAAAUAUGCUGCAGAUGAGCUUCAAACUUAUCGAGGAAAGCUUUGGCUUGCCAUCUUUCUCUAUAUGUACCUGGAAACACAAAGCAUGUGGAAAUCCAUGUAUUCCAACAUGUCAGGAUCCUCUUGGUACAAAGUGCACAUUGACUCUCAAGGUUGAAGGUUGCUACCCCAUGUGUGCCCCAGGAAUGGUCUUUGAUGAAAUUACUCAUCGUUGUGUACAGUUUGAGGAUUGUGUCACUCCGACUGUUGAGCCCCCUGUGGAGGAGUGCAAAGAUGUCACAUGUAAAGUAAAAGAAUGCAAAGAUGGGCAAUAUCUACAAAAAAUUUCUUCAUCAGACCCCUGCUGUCCAAACUAUGAAUGUUUUGACUUGACAACAACUACCCAAUCGACUACAUCAUAUACUCCAACCCCCAAGCAAUGUGAUCUAGUCACAUUUUCUGUGGACAACUGCGCCCCUGGGGAAAAACUCCUUGUGAAACCAAACCCAGAGAAUCCAGACUGUCCGAUGUAUGAAUGCGAUCAAGAAAGCACUCCAACACCGACGCCAUGUAAAGAUGUCGUCUGUGAGCCACCACCAACAUGUACUAAGAAUGGUGCUAAACUUGUAACAAUCCCAUGGUCUGAUCCCUGCUGUUCACACUAUGAGUGUCAAUGUCAGGAGACCUGCAAUCCUCCUCCUACUUGCAGUGAUUUAAGUCCGCCAGUAAGAAUUGGAGACCCUAACGUUGAGUGCUGCCCAGAGUAUGACUGCCCCACUAAAUCAUCUACCCCAGCUUCAUCUACCCCAGGCAAGUGUGCGGGUGUCACCUGUCCUCCUCUUCCAAUGUGCAAAGAAAAUUACAGAUUGGUGGAAGUGACCUCACAAAAUCCAUGCUGCGAGGAAUAUGAGUGCGAACCUAUCACGAUUUCUACUCCAACCCCCAAGCAAUGUGAUCUAGUCACGUUUUCUGUGGACAACUGCGCCCCUGGGGAAAAACUCCUUGUGAAACCAAACCCAGAGAAUCCAAACUGUCCGAUGUAUGAAUGCGUAUGUGACCCAUGCCCCCCUCCUCCAAAUUGUAAUGGAAAUAAACCAACAAUGUCCAUUGACCCAGAAAAGGAAUGCUGCUUCACCUACACAUGCCCUCCAGAAAGCACUCCACCACCUACGCCAUGUAAAGAUGUCGUCUGUGAGCCACCACCAACAUGUACUAAGAAUGGUGCUAAACUUGUAGAAAUCCCGUGGUCUGAUCCCUGCUGUCAACACUAUGAGUGUCAAUGUCAGGAGACCUGCAAUCCUCCUCCUACUUGCAGUGAUUUAAGUCCGCCAGUAAGAAUUGGAGACCCUAACGUUGAGUGCUGCCCAGAGUAUGACUGCCCCACUAAAUCAUCUACCCCAGCUUCAUCUACCCCAGGCAAGUGUGCGGAUGUCACCUGUCCUCCUCUUCCAAUGUGCAAAGAAAAUUACAGAUUGGUGGAAGUGGAAAAUCCAUGCUGCGAGGAAUAUGAGUGCGAACCUAUCACUAUUUCUACUCCAACCCCCAAGCAAUGUGAUCUAGUCACGUUUUCUGUGGACAACUGCGCCCCUGGGGAAAAACUCCUUGUGAAACCAAACCCAGAGAAUCCAAACUGUCCGAUGUAUGAAUGCGUGUCUAAUGGUACUACUACACCUCCUCCUGUAUGGACCCCAACACCUGGCGUUUGUGACGGCACCAUUUGCCCACCAUUUAGAUGUGAGAAGAAUGGCUCUAGUAAGGUUUUGGAUUCGAUAGUGAAUUGCUGUCCUGAAUACGAUUGUGUAUGUGACCCAUGCCCCCCUCCUCCAAAUUGUAAUGGAAAUAAACCAACAAUGUCCAUUGACCCAGAAAAGGAAUGCUGCUUCACCUACACAUGCCCUCCAGAAAGCACUCCACCACCUACGCCAUGUAAAGAUGUCGUCUGUGAGCCACCACCAAAAUGUACUAUGAAUGGUGCUAAACUUGUAGAAAUCCCAUGGUCUGAUCCCUGCUGUCAACACUUUGAGUGUCAAUGUCAGGAGACCUGCAAUCCUCCUCCUACUUGCAGUGAUUUAAGUCCGCCAGUAAGAAUUGGAGACCCUAACGUUGAGUGCUGCCCAGAGUAUGACUGCCCCACUAAAUCAUCUACCCCAGCUUCAUCUACCCCAGGCAAGUGUGCGGGUGUCACCUGUCCUCCUCUUCCAAUGUGCAAAGAAAAUUACAGAUUGGUGGAAGUGACCUCACAAAAUCCAUGCUGCGAGGAAUAUGAGUGCGAACCUAUCACUAUUUCUACUCCAACCCCCAAGCAAUGUGAUCUAGUCACGUUUUCUGUGGACAACUGCGCCCCUGGGGAAAAACUCCUUGUGAAACCAAACCCAGAGAAUCCAAACUGUCCGAUGUAUGAAUGCGUAUGUGACCCAUGCCCCGCUGCUCCAUAUUGUAAUGGAAAUAAACCAACAAUGUCCAUUGACCCUGAAAAGGAAUGCUGCUUCACAUACACAUGCCCUCCAGAAAGCACUCCACCACCUACGCCAUGUAAAGAUGUCGUCUGUGAGCCACCACCAACAUGUACUAAGAAUGGUGCUAAACUUGUAGAAAUCCCAUGGUCUGAUCCCUGCUGUCAACACUAUGAGUGUCAAUGUCAGGAGACCUGCAAUCCUCCUCCUACUUGCAGUGAUUUAAGUCCGCCAGUAAGAAUUGGAGACCCUAAUGUUGAGUGUUGCCCAGAGUAUUACUGCCCCCCUAAAGCAUCUACCCCAGCUUCAUCUACCCCAGGCAAGUGCGCGGGUGUCACCUGUCCAGCUCUACCAGAGUGUGAAGAAAAUUACAGAUUGGUGGAAGUGACCUCACAAAAUCCAUGCUGCAAGGAAUAUGAGUGCGUUCCUCCUCCUACAACUACGCCAUGUAAAGAUGUCGUCUGUGAGCCACCACCAACAUGUACUAAGAAUGGUGCUAAACUUGUAACAAUCCCGUGGUCUGAUCCCUGCUGUUCACACUAUGAGUGUCAAUGUCAGGAGACCUGCAAUCCUCCUCCUACUUGCAGUGAUUUAAGUCCGCCAGUAAGAAUUGGAGACCCUAAUGUUGAGUGUUGCCCAGAGUAUUACUGCCCCCCUAUAUCAUCUACCCCAGCUUCAUCUACCCCAGGCAAGUGCGCGGGUGUCACCUGUCCAUCUCUACCAAAGUGUGAAGAAAAUUACAGAUUGGUGGAAGUGACCUCACAAAAUCCAUGCUGCAAGGAAUAUGAGUGCGUUCCUCCUCCUACAACUACGCCAUGUAAAGAUGUCGUCUGUGAGCCACCACCAACAUGUACUAAGAAUGGUGCUAAACUUGUAGAAAUCCCAUGGUCUGAUCCCUGCUGUUCACACUAUGAGUGUCAAUGUCAGGAGACCUGCAAUCCUCCUCCUACUUGCAGUGAUUUAAGUCCGCCAGUAAGAAUUGGAGACCCUAAUGUUGAGUGUUGCCCAGAGUAUUACUGCCCCCCUAUAUCAUCUACCCCAGCUUCAUCUACCCCAGGCAAGUGCGCGGGUGUCACCUGUCCAUCUCUACCAAAGUGUGAAGAAAAUUACAGAUUGGUGGAAGUGACCUCACAAAAUCCAUGCUGCAAGGAAUAUGAGUGCGUUCCUCCUCCUACAACUACGCCAUGUAAAGAUGUCGUCUGUGAGCCACCACCAACAUGUACUAAGAAUGGUGCUAAACUUGUAGAAAUCCCAUGGUCUGAUCCCUGCUGUUCACACUAUGAGUGUCAAUGUCAGGAGACCUGCAAUCCUCCUCCUACUUGCAGUGAUUUAAGUCCGCCAGUAAGAAUUGGAGACCCUAAUGUUGAGUGUUGCCCAGAGUAUUACUGCCCCCCUAUAUCAUCUACCCCAGCUUCAUCUACCCCAGGCAAGUGCGCGGGUGUCACCUGUCCAUCUCUACCAAAGUGUGAAGAAAAUUACAGAUUGGUGGAAGUGACCUCACAAAAUCCAUGCUGCAAGGAAUAUGAGUGCGUUCCUCCUCCUACAACUACGCCAUGUAAAGAUGUCCUCUGUGAGCCACCACCAACAUGUACUAAGAAUGGUGCUAAACUUGUAACAAUCCCGUGGUCUGAUCCCUGCUGUUCACACUAUGAGUGUCAAUGUCAGGAGACCUGCAAUCCUCCUCCUACUUGCAGUGAUUUAAGUCCGCCAGUAAGAAUUGGAGACCCUAACGUUGAGUGCUGCCCAGAGUAUGACUGCCCCACUAAAUCAUCUACCCCAGCUUCAUCUACCCCAGGCAAGUGUGUGGAUGUCACCUGUCCUCCUCUUCCAAUGUGCAAAGAAAAUUACAGAUUGGUGGAAGUGGAAAAUCCAUGCUGCGAGGAAUAUGAGUGCGUGCCUAUUACUACAACUCCUUCAACCCCCAAGGAAACUACGCAUACUAUAAUCAUCUCGAGCACAAAACAGAUCUGUGAGGACACAGUCUGCCCACCGAAGGUCUGCAAAGACUAUGAAGAACUGGUUAAACGACCAAAUCCACUUGACCCAUGCUGUCCAAUCAAGACAUGCGAAUGUCCUUGCAAAACUAUACCAACCUGUGCCGCUGAUGAGCAGUUAGUGGCAGUACAGCAGAACAACCAGUGCUGUCCUAAGCUCAAGUGUGAGAAGAAGAAGGAUGAUUGUCGUCCUGUCCCCACCCAAGUUGUUAUAACAUCAGGAAAAUGCAGUGCCAACGUCAUAUUAUAUUCUUGUAGUGGAUAUUGUCACUCCAAAACAGAGUAUACCAGCCUCUGGACCCCAGUUUCCCAAUGCCGCUGCUGUUCUGCAACAGAAACCCGUCCCAUGACUUUUGAGUUGCCAUGCACAGAUAGCACAAAGAUCCGCCAGACAGUGUAUGAACCCACCCAGUGCGGUUGCAACAAAUGCUUUGAUGAUGAACCAAGUGGAUCUGGAAGCGGCAGCGGCAGUGGCAGCGGCAGUGGGGAUGAGACAAGUGGGUUCGGUCUGUGGACACCUUUCGUAAAAAGAAAUUAAAUUUGCAGUUUGUAAUUAUAGCAUUUCAAGUUAAGGAAACCUUGCAAAAACCGCUGCUCUAAUUUCUGCAUCAUUUUGUAAGAGACUUUUUUUCUAAACCUGUAUGGUAUAAAUCAGCCACUUUUACUUACAGUGUAAAAUGCUGUAAAGAUUUCUUACUUCUGUCUCAAAGUUUGUCUCCACAUACGGGCAGAACCAACCAAAUAAACCGUAUGGGUUUGAUGUAGCUCCUCUCAUUAGCAAUAUUUUUGACAUGCUGGUAUGGUGUUACUGCUUGUUGUAUUUCACGCCUAUUUUUUCUUCUUCCAUUAGCUAUCAUGCACCCCAAGGGGUAUUUCACCAUGAUAGUAUCAGCAGAUGCUUCAUGACAGUUUUUAUUUUUUAAAGGGCUUGUAAAAAAUUUGAAAAUCUGGGAAAAGCACCACUCCUGUCAAUAGGUUGUAUGUGGUAUUACAGUUCAGCUUCAUUCAAGUGAAUAUGACUGAGGUGCAAUACUACAACCAACCUAAUUAUAAAUAAAAAAAUUACAGGCUAUGUACUCCUUUGAAGGCAAUUUUUUUUAUGAUCGCAUUUUACUCACUUGGAGCUAAAAAAUCUUUUUUUCAAUUGGUCUAUAAUAGAAAAAUAUUCAGCC
Molecule: messenger RNA, 8971 nt
Organism: Bufo gargarizans (Asiatic toad)
Lineage: Eukaryota; Metazoa; Chordata; Amphibia; Anura; Bufonidae
Product: otogelin-like protein
Exons: 95
Biological process (GO): L-arabinose metabolic process
Cellular component (GO): extracellular matrix
Molecular function (GO): alpha-L-arabinofuranosidase activity; protein binding
Source: RefSeq, a predicted model, not a curated record